Ostrea edulis (European flat oyster) is the source of this 3270-nucleotide messenger RNA. RefSeq lists its product as uncharacterized. The coding region runs from base 1986 to 3101 and encodes 371 amino acids. The transcript has a single exon. The record is from RefSeq and is a predicted model, not a curated record. NCBI's taxonomy places the organism in Eukaryota, Metazoa, Mollusca, Bivalvia, Ostreida, Ostreidae.
AACAAAAAUAUACGAUUUAGCCUGUUCUCCAUAACUCAUACAUAUAACUUGGGUUUUUUCUCUCUCGCUUCCUUCUUUUCUGUUCUGUCCAUAUGUGAACAUGAUUAUGUUUGUGUCUCUCUUCCCUGUGUCUAUUUUUCCUUUGGAAUGUAUCACAUGUACUUGACCUCAUGUACCACGUAUUGUUGUUUGGAGUGAAUAAAGAAACUUGAAACUUGCGACUGCGUGGUGAGGGUGAAGUCCAUUACCAGCUAUCGAUAUGUAAUUUUAUCACUUUGAAUUUAUUUUGUGAUAUAGUCAUGGUAUACGUCCAGUUUGUUUCUCCUAUUUUUAAAGUAACUAAUUCAUUAGUUAUUAGCUCAUUCAUCAUAAUCAAUUCAAUAGACUUUGAAUUUUUAAAUCACGAAAGUUUGGGAGUUUCUUUGGGGGUUUUUUUUUUGGUAGUUUCAGUUCAUUUAAUUGUAUUGUUGUCUGCCUUUAUAAUUAAACUCGAGAAAGGAAAAAAAAUAGUACAUGUAUGUAUUACAAGACAUCUAAUUUAAGUAAUCAUGAUGAAAAGGGUGACGAUAACGGACAGUGAUCAUUUUCAUAAAUUCAAAAAUACAAAUCGAGAACAGGGCAAACACAUCCCUGGAAUAACCUGCGGUGGAAUCAGGUGCCUAGGAGAAGAAAGUGUACAGUUAUUGACUGGGUUCGAGGACAACAGCUGUCUAGUUUGACCUGAGGACGGAUCCACUGCCCGAAACCAGAUCUUUCCUCGGAUCAAACCAAACAGCUAUUGUCCGAGGUCACAGUCUAUAACUGUUUUGUUAUACACUUUCAUUUUUAGGUUGUUUUUCUAGAUAUACAUGGUUUGUUAAAUUUAAACUUUUAACAGGAGUGUGAGUGCAUACAUUCAUUACCAAUACCACUAGUUUAAAAGAAAACGUAUCCAAUGUUUUCAUAAUUACUGUUCAAGGGCACAUUAUGUCGAUUUGAUAUAUGGAAUCCUUUAUUUACAUAGUAUUGACACGAAUGAUAAUGUUUUGAUAGAGUUGAUGUAUUGAUCUUAUAGAAUUUGAUAAAUUCCCCGUCUUGCUUGAAAUAAAAAAGAAAUUCCUAUUUUUGGUUCGACAUGAUGUGUAAAUUAAAGUUUUUUGUUACAUAAUUUAUAUACAUGUAUUAUAUCAAAAGAAAAGAAAAUGAAAAUAAUAGGAUCGUGAUCAUUGCAUAAGGAAACCCGUCUAUUUCAAUCAUUGUUAAUCACAAAAAUUUAUCAGGUUAAGGUUAAUAAAAGGCAAUGUAGAUUUUUUAAAAAUACUUUUAUAAGUACAGAUGUUUUUUUUAGUGGUUCGCUAACAACAAAAUUAAGGAAGUAGUCCAAUCAAUCAAUAUCCUCGAUAUAUAAUUUGAUUAACUUCGUUAUCAACUUUAAAAUUUUGAUUUGAACAAUUCUGUAAGUGUCAUUUCCUUUUAAAACAAAAGGCCAUACACAUUAAAAUUACCAUUAACUUGACUUUGUGUUUUCCUUGAAAAAAAAAUAAAAUAAAACUAAUAUAGUUGUAUCACAAGGCUUAUACUAAUUAGACGUUAUAGUUUUGCUUGUGUAGGAAUCAGAGAAUGAUUAACUAUUAAUGUAAUAAAUGCAAAAUACAUAUAUUAUUUGGUAAUUUGACUAGGUCAAUUAUUUAUUCAUGCGACAUUCUAUAUAGAAACAAACCUGACGUUUGAGGUAUACCAAUAAAAAGGGAAUUAUUAGUGUGACGCGAGUUUCUUGUUUUCGAUAGCCCCACACAGUGUGCAAGAUCACGUCAUCAUAGGUGAAUUUUCCUCCAUUCCCCACUUUCUCGUAUUGACAUGCGCAGUACAGACACCAAAUGACCUCAUUUGUAGCAAUUCUACCAUAUAUAAAGUGCCAAAGUUGGUGACACGACCAGUGCCGAUUUCACGCUACAACACAUUGUUUAAAAACAAAGGGAAUCAACCUUGUUGUUUACAAUCUGAAAAUGCUAAUUAGACGAUUUAUCCUUUCCAGUAUCGCGAGUUUUGCAUUAUUCCAUGCAUACACAUGCUUUGUUAUUGACACUUAUUCUGAGUUUGAUCAGAAAUGUCAGACGAAUACAUUUGGAGACAGAAAUUGUUCCUUCCUUGUACCAAACAAUUGGAACUUUUUGAAGUUCAGGGAAUGGCUAGAAAAAACGAAUGAACACAUCGGAGACGUCAGUCUGGAUCUUACCUGCAUGGAUGGUGGAACUGUCUUUUUACCCUGGCCUUUCAGAGCGAGAACUCUUCGAAAAAUACAAGUGAGAAACUGUUUAAUCGAUGGCUAUUAUUCCGAAUUCAAUGUAGAAUCCAAAUAUCCCAAUACAGUAAAAGACAUGGCUCUCAUAGAUGUCGCAAUCCUAUCCGACAUCAACCAAUUAAUUGAAAUGAAUCUCAAUGACCCAUUAGUGAAAUCAAGCACUUGCGGGCAAGAAACUAAUUUUCGGUUUAUCCAAAGGAACGUUACAUUUUCCUUCGUUCCCAGCAAAGAAGUACCAUCUUUUGACCGUCUAAGUGAAGCAUUCGAUUCCCUGGCUGAAAAAUCUAAAACUCAACCGUUCACAUGUCAUUUUGAAAAUCUUGUUUAUCUUGAGCACACUGGCAGUAAAAGCGUAUCUAGGAUUCACUUCGACACCAUGACCGACCAUUCUGUUUAUCCGAAACUUAAAGUCUUCAACUUCUCAUCAAAUUACCUUCCAACGAUACCAAGGCAACUAACUCGGUGGCUCAAGUUUUUUCCAUCCUUACGAUUGCUAGAUCUCUCAAACAACGAAAUACGUGAAUUUUCCUUUGAACAUCCCGAUGUAAGCCAGAAUUCUUUGUACAUCAGUUUAGCAAAUAACAACAUUACCAGCGUGCCAGCAGACUUGCCCACGUAUCUGAAUGGGAAAACGCCAGUUCUUAUCAACCUUCUAGGCAAUCCCAUACACUGCGAUUGUCGAGCCAGUGUUCUUUCCCAGUAUCUAAAAACACUCCGGCGGAAAGCUCCUCAGUUCAAAGCAUUGUCCAAUGUUAAGUGUCAUUCACCACGUGCAUUUGCCGGAAGAAAGGUACGGACUGUCAACUUUAAAUUGUGCUAAUGAAUUGUUGGCUGCAGUAGAGGAAAAAAAGAAUGCAAACUUAUCCAAUGUACAAAUCCAAAUAUUACCGAGUCACUAAAUCCUGUUUGAAUCUAUUUAUCUUUUUUUUUUUUUAUUGUUAUAUUAUUUAUUUUUUUGUCAUUUUAUCAAUAAAUUAUGUGAAAAUAAA